AUGAAUGCAGCGUCAGCACGGCUGCAGAGGAGCGACCCCGAUCCGCUCCGGCGAGCUCCCGAGGCCGCCGCCAUGGCCGCGGAGAGCUGCCACUCCCGCAGCAUCUCGUGGUUCGUCAAGUCCUGCAUCCCCGCUGACCCCUCCCGUCACAUCUCCGUCCCCGUUCCCAUGCCCGUCCCAAUCACCGCCCCUGCCGGUGCUCCGUCCACUACCACCUUCUGCUGCCCCGCCCAACCACCGCCGCCCAUCUCCUCCCUGCCCGACGACCUCAUCCUCGAGUGCCUCGUCCGCGUGCCGCGAGCCUCCCUCCCGCCGCUCCCCGCCGUCUGCUGCCGCUUCGCCGACCUCCUCGCGUCCCACGCCUUCCUCCAGCUCCGCCGCGCGCGCGGCCUGCUCCAGCCGUCCCUGCUUGCCCUCUCCGUCUCCGACCACGGCGGCGCCGCCUUCGCCCAGGCCCUGCUCCAGUUCCGCCCAGGCCAGCCGCAGCAGGUCCAGGUCUCCGCGCUGCCGCUCCCGCCGGCCCUGCUGCACUGCGGCGGGUCCGUGUUCGCGCACGCGCGCGCCGUCGCGCUGGGCCGCGACAUCUUCCUCGUCGGCCGCGGCGCCACGCUGCGGGUGGACGCGCUCACGGGCGCGGCGCGCGCCUGCGCGCCCACGCUGUUCCCGCGCAAGAAGUUCGCGGCGGCCGCCGUGGGCGGCCGGAUCUACGUCGCCGGCGGCUCCGCGCGGACGGCCGCGGUCGAGGAGUACGACCCGGCGGCCGACGCGUGGCGCGUCGUCGCGGACGCGCCGCGUAGGAGGUACGGGUGCGCCGGGGCCGGGGCGGGCGGCGUGCUCUACGUCGCCGGCGGGGUCGCCGUGUCCGGCGACGGCGCGCGGGCGCUCGAGGCGCGCGUGUGCGCCGGGUCCGUCGACGCGCUGCACGUGGCGUCCGGCGCCUGGGCGCGCCCGCGGGCGCUCCCCGGCGGCGGCUGCGUGGUGGGCGCCUGCGGCGUCGGUGACCAUCUCUACGUGGUGGCCAGCCACGCCGUGGAGCUCUCCUUCUGGAGAUGGCACGGCGGCGCCGGCCGUGGCAGCGACCUCAGGGCUGGCGGCGGGUGGGUCGCGCUGGAGGCGCCGCCCAUGCCGAGGGGAUCGGUGGGGCUUGGCAUGGCGGUGCGUGUGGCGAUGGCUGGCAUCGGGCUUGGGACCGUGACAGCCGUGAUGAGCGCGGCGGCCGUGAGGGGCCACAACGCGGCGGUGGCCUGCCCGUUCGAGGGGAUGGUGCUGGCCUACGACAUCGCCGGCGGCAAGUGGAGCCGAGCGCCUGACCUGCCGCACGGGUUCCGGCGGGCCGCCUGCGCCGGCGUCGAAUGCUGA
Messenger RNA from Lolium rigidum, 1359 nucleotides. RefSeq names its product F-box/kelch-repeat protein At5g26960-like. The transcript has a single exon. Gene Ontology annotation, molecular function: protein binding. Bases 1 to 1359 code for a protein of 452 amino acids. NCBI's taxonomy places the organism in Eukaryota, Viridiplantae, Streptophyta, Magnoliopsida, Poales, Poaceae. The record is from RefSeq and is a predicted model, not a curated record.